Messenger RNA from Nelumbo nucifera (sacred lotus), 1346 nucleotides. Its product is annotated as plastid division protein PDV2-like. The record is from RefSeq and is a predicted model, not a curated record. Gene Ontology annotation, biological process: chloroplast fission. NCBI's taxonomy places the organism in Eukaryota, Viridiplantae, Streptophyta, Magnoliopsida, Proteales, Nelumbonaceae.
GCUGCAAAUCACUUAAUCUGACCAGGUUUUGGCGGUUUCAGCACCUCUCUCUCUCUCUCUCUCUCUCUCACUUAAACGCAACUACAGAACCGGAAUGAAAGGAGAAUGAUCUGGAAUAUUUGCACUAAUGUUUUCGAAGCAGAAACCGAAGUAGAGGAGAGCAACCGCAACUGAGAUAAAAGAGAGAGAGAGACAUGGACGGGGACGAGAUAGGUAUAGUUCUGUCUCGAGCUUCUGAACUUCGAGCGAAGAUUAACAACUGCAUCGACAAAGUCACGAGGCACGACAAAGACUACCAAGGAGAAAAUGGUUUCCAUUCGCUCGACGAUGGUGGUGAAGCAGACGAUGAAGCUGAGAGCCUUUUAAACAUUCGCGACGCACUUGAAUCGCUCGAGGAGCAGCUUUCAUCCUUACAGGCUCUGCAACAACAACAACGAUAUGAGAGGGAAGCAACCUUGGCUGAAAUUGACCACAGCCGCAAGAUUUUACUCAAUAAACUUGAGGAGUACAAAGGGGAAGACUUGGUAGUGAUCCACGAGGCUUCUGCCUUCGCUAGUGAGACGGUUGAGCAGAAUGAUGAUCUCCUCCUCCCACCAUAUCCAAGCCGACCUCCACGUUCUUUGGUCUUAGGUAAUGGCUAUUCCUCAAACUUCUCUUCUGCAUCUAAAUUUUCAAGUAGCAUCAUUAAUGAUUUUCCAGUAACUGAGGCCAAGAAGAGUACAAGUGAGUUGGACAAAACUCAAAGUCAAGCACCUGGUAAAAGCUCUUCUGGUGGAUUGAGACUUCUAAGUUUGGGGGCCAAAGCAGCCCUUACCCUAGUCAGUGUGAUAUCCGUUCUAAGCUUGGCUGGUUUCAAGCCAAGGCUUACGAAAACGAGCACCCAGUUCAAGGCUCUUGAUAUGUUUCAAAAGCCUACAGCCGAGGAGAAGAGAACCAUGAUUGAAUGUCCACCUGGGAAAGUCUUGGUGAUGGAAGACGGGGAGCCUCGAUGCCUCGUGAAAGAGAGGGUUGAGAUUCCAUUUGAGCCAGUUGUUAAUACACCUGAUGUAAGUUAUGGUUAUGGCUGAAAAACAUAUAGUUGAUCUAUUUCCUGUUGUAUGGUUUUAGUCAUCGGGUUUAAUCUUUUUUUUUUUGUGGUUGAAAUUUCCUCUUAAAGAGAAAGAUGAUGCUCAUUGCUUCAUCCAUUAAUUUUCUGUAAGGUAGGCCCGGACUUUAGGUGGUAAGAUAGGGGGAUGUAUGCCUUUCUACUCCUCUAUGAGUAUCGGUAAUAACAUUGCUUGAUUAGGUCUCCAAUUAAAUGCUCAGAAUAUAGCCUUUAAUUGGCUGUUAAGUUACUUCAAAUAUGA